CAGAAGGAGGCGCAGCAGCGGUCAGCUCGUCUGGGUGGAGUGAACUUUAGACAUGUAGUAGAGCUAAUUAGCCCAACAGAGAACGUUAUGGGAGAGUAGCAAACGCUCUAAAAGACAAAGAAUAUCCGCGGGAAAAGGAACAAGAGGCUGUGAGAUGAUGGGUGAUGUGACUGAGGAGUCGCUGUUAAAUUAUUUCUUCUCUGCCGGUGGGAACUCCGGCAGAGUGAAAAAUGCAGAUAUGCUGAAGACGUUUAAGCCCUUCAUCGGCCACAGUGACCCGCAGUUACGCGCUAAAUACAGAGAGGAAUUCAAGCUCAUCAUCGACCGAAUCGCUGUGGUGAAGUCAGAGAAUGGAGAGAAAUAUCUCGUCCUAAAGAAGAAGUACAGAAACUUGCUGCAGGAGCGAGACACCAGACAUCAUGAGACAGACGGAAACGCUCAGAGAAAUCAGAGCCUGGCCAGAGUCACAGCCGCUGCGCAGUGGGAGGCGACGGACAUCCUGACAUCAUCUCCUUCCAAGAAAGAAGAGCAGGAUGAGCCAAUGUCAUGUGGAGACCCUGAUGAAGAGCAGGCUGGAACAGACAGUGUUCAUCGCUCUUCACACCCACCUUCUGCUGCCCACAUCAACGAUCCCUCAGCACUAAAUAACGGGGAGGAUGAGCUGGACAGAGAUUCAACAUCAAAGUCGGAGUCGGAGCAUGAUGAGGAGUCCACAGGCAGCAUGGGCUCUGCUUCUGUCGCCCUGGAUCCUACAGAGAAAGAGUGGAUCUACCACGCUGCCAGCGCUCGAGUGCCUGACCUGUCGCAGCUGCUCAUGCAGGAACCCUCACUGGCAAAUAAAAAGGACUUCACCUCUGUGAUUACCGCUCUGCACUGGGCCGCCAAACACGGCAACGAGAACAUGGCUGUUCUAAUGGCUGACGCUGGAGCAGAUGUCAACACUAAAUCUCAUGGGGGAUACACACCUCUGCACAUUGCAGCGUUGCAUGGCCAUCGUCACAUUCUUGAUCUACUCAUUGGAACUUAUGGGGCAAAAGAAAACGUCCGAGACUACAGCGGCCGACUUCCCGGCCAUUAUCUGAACAUCAAAGACCCUGAAGGUCCCCAGGAGGACUGCGACCUGCAAUUUCAAGUCGCUCAGGCCAGGGAGAGGAACAAGAACAGGAAGUUGGUGUCGUUGUUUCACUCCAAGAAGAAAUGGGGCUCAGCGGAGGAGCUGGCUCCGAUAGAGGAGGAGAGGACGGCGACGCAUCAGCUCGCCCUUCCUCCUUUCAGGCCCAGAAAGUUCUCCCGCUGAGGAAAAACACACAUUUAACUGUCCUUAUUCACACACACACACACGGACCAAGCAGUACUGCAUAUAAUAUGAGCAGACGCGUAACCUGGAAACAGUUAAUGACACAACUAGAAGGUAAUAUGAAACAUAGAUGCUGCAAUGUUAAGUACAAAUUUGAAAGUGCUGCUUUAUUCGUAUGUACAUUAUGCUAUUCGCUGAAAUAUUUUGAAUUUGCAAGGUUUUAAUGAAUGUUACUAAAUAUUACUUAUGAUGUAAAGUGUUACAGGGUCACAUCAGUUCAGGCUGCAGGAUUCUCAGAGCUUAACAUUUUCAUUUAGUGUAAUUUGGGAGAGGUUGGAGGUGAGUGGAAAAACAAUUAGUUACUGAUCAUGUUCUGGAAUUUAGUUUUCUCUGCAGACACCAAGUAAGACUGUCAGUGUUUUAGUUUCUUAGCGUGUCCUGAGUUCAAAAUCUGAUCAGGAGAACAUUUUCAAUAUAUAUUUUAUUUUAGAUAAAAUUUGCAGGGAAUUAAUGAUGAGAAAAUGAACCCACAAUUCUGUUAAAAAAAAUUAUAUUAAAUAAGUUUAUUGCUAUUUGAAACACUCAUUCAAAUUUUUGUUCCUAAAAAAUAUAUGAACAUUUUGCAAAAGACAAUAUCCACUCAACUUUACAACGUGCCAAGUUAGGAAUUCAUAACCUAAAAAAAAUAAACCUUUGAUUUGUGACAUGUCAAAAAUGCUGCUGUCACAAGGAUUAAACCUGCUUCACUUUUUAUUAAGGACAAAAAUGUAUUAUUGUUAAAAGAUUUGGAGCACCAUUACAACUUAGAAGUGGUAUAAGGAAAACUUCUUCACUAAUUUAACACAAAAA
This is a messenger RNA of Poecilia latipinna (sailfin molly), 2146 nucleotides long. Its product is annotated as ankyrin repeat domain-containing protein SOWAHB. The transcript is spliced from 14 exons. Lineage: Eukaryota; Metazoa; Chordata; Actinopteri; Cyprinodontiformes; Poeciliidae. Gene Ontology annotation, molecular function: protein binding. The record is from RefSeq and is a predicted model, not a curated record. Bases 155 to 1297 code for a protein of 380 amino acids.